This is a messenger RNA of Paramormyrops kingsleyae, 1617 nucleotides long. Its product is annotated as protein unc-119 homolog B-like. Gene Ontology annotation, molecular function: lipid binding. NCBI's taxonomy places the organism in Eukaryota, Metazoa, Chordata, Actinopteri, Osteoglossiformes, Mormyridae. Gene Ontology annotation, biological process: cilium assembly; nervous system development; lipoprotein transport. Gene Ontology annotation, cellular component: cilium. The record is from RefSeq and is a predicted model, not a curated record.
UCUAGUCUAGCUCUAUGUCCGGUGGUCAUGGCAACAGGCGAGCUUCGGCAACCAAUAGCGAGUCACUAUCCUCCUGAAACGCCGUAGCCACUCCAUGGAGAUGCGGGCCGCCAUCUUGGAUUGAACCGUAUAUCGGGCGUUUGCGCAGCCGCUGGGUCGAGGAAAAUGAGCGGACCCAGGGCGCGAUCGGAGCCUACGGCCGCUAAUAAUGACGAGGCCGCCGAUCUGGGUUCCCCGCCCACCCGAGACCGCAAGCCUGGCGGCGGUGUAUUGAAAAGGCUAAAGUCACGGAAGAUCCAGGCAGACAGCCGAAUCGUGACGGAAGAUGAGCUGAGGACGCUGGGGAGACCCAUCACCCCGGAGGACGUGCUGGGGCUGCGGACCGUCACCAGCGAUUACCUGUGCAAGCCAGAGGCCAACAUCUUUAAUAUCGACUUCACACGCUUCAAGAUCAGGGACCUGGAGACAGGGACUGUGCUGUUUGAGAUUGCCAAGCCCCCCAAUGCUGGUCUGGAGGAAGAGGAGGCAGAGGGGGACGAAGAGAAUGGGGACCUGGAUUCCAGUGCAGGCCGCUUUGUGCGCUACCAGUUCACCCCGGCAUUUUUGAGGCUGUGUACUGUCGGAGCAACGGUGGAGUUCACAGUGGGCGACCGUCCCGUGCCCAGCUUCCGCAUGAUCGAGAGGCACUUCUUUAAGGAUCAGCUACUCAAGAGCUUCGACUUCGACUUUGGCUUCUGCAUUCCCAACAGCCGCAACACAUGCGAGCACAUCUACGAGUUCCCGCAGCUUCCCGAGAGUCUGGUUCGCCAGAUGGUGGAGCACCCUUACGAGACCAGGUCUGACAGCUUCUACUUUGUGGACAACAAGCUGAUCAUGCACAACAAAGCCGACUAUGCUUACAAUGGCGACUGUCCAUAGGCAGCAGAAAUGUGGACUGUCGGAAGGAGCAAAAGCCUGGACCAUCUGUUGGUCGCCCAGGACCGAGUAGAGAAACACUGCACUAAGAUACUGAAACAGGAAGUGAUGAAAUGGCAGCUCGUGUCGGCCAAUCACAGCUCACCCCAAAAGUCUGAGUGGGCACAAUGAGAGGAAAAACAUAUCAACACAUUACGUAUAAGCAGAUAUUUUAUGGUUAUAAGUAUUUAACCACCCUUUUGCACCAAAAUAUACAUGAUCUGAUGCACUGACCUGUGUAUUAAUAACUAAAACAGUUCUUAGUGCUACAGCUAGGUGUAAAGUUGGGUAUCUUGUCCAUGUUGGAAUGGUUUAGGCCUUUGGAACAGUAACAUUUCUGCGUGUUUGGUGAAGGAACUUGGUAAUCAAGACUACUCUAAGUCUCUAAGCUGCUAAUUUUUUUUUUUUUGAGGUUAUUUUGUACUAUUAUCCAUUUUUGAAAUAUUCUUUGGGGAGUUGGUGGUAACCAUGGAUUUGAGGACAAGAAGGACAUUUUGCUUAAUGAAGGUUUUUACAAUUGGAGAGGACAUUUUGAAAUAUAAAAUCUGUAUGAGUACAAAUACAUUUUGUAGCAGCAUGUCUGGUGUAAAUUUGCCUUGUUUGUAAAAUAUAUAUAUAUCUAUUUUGCCAACAGCAAUAAUAAAUGUUAUUUUUUUCCCCACA